GCAAACCCCCUUUUUUUAUUUUUGUUUUAAAUUCUCUGAUGAUUAUCCUGACAGCUUCGCGGAUUAUUUAGCAAUAUAUGUUAAAUUCUCUAGUUAUCAAUGUCGUUUUCAUCGGAUAGGCCCGCCUCUUCAAGAAUUUUUUGUAUUGUUAGUCAAUGUCCACACAUGAUACAGCGUGUAUACUGAUAUUUUGAUGUCUAUGCUAUAAGCAAUGGAGUGGAAUUGGACUAUAAAUUGAUGCGAAGUUUCUGAUUGGUUGCGGCUAGCAAACUAUGCAGUCUAUAUAAAUCUGGGUUUUUGUUAUUCCUUGUCUCUGCUCAUACGAUCUACUGUUUCUUUGUUACCCUUGUAAAGUAGAUGGGAAAUCUGUUUUGUUGCAUUCAAGUUGACCAGUCAACUGUUGCUAUCAAGGAGCAAUUUGGUAAGUUUGAUGAAGUUCUUGAGCCUGGAUGCCAUUGCCUUCCUUGGUUUCUUGGAAGCCAGCUUGCAGGCCAUCUGUCACUGAGGCUGCAGCAGUUGGAUGUGAAAUGUGAGACCAAGACAAAGGAUAAUGUAUUUGUCAAUGUGGUUGCGUCGAUUCAAUACCGUGCCCUGGCAGAUAAGGCUAAUGAUGCAUUCUACAAAUUGAGUAACACAAAGUCCCAAAUUCAGGCCUACGUGUUUGAUGUAAUCAGAGCGAGUGUUCCAAAACUUAAUCUGGAUGAUGCAUUUGAACAAAAAAACGAUAUUGCAAAAGCCGUGGAAGAUGAACUCGAGAAGGCUAUGUCUGCAUAUGGCUAUGAGAUUGUUCAAACGCUCAUUGUUGAUAUAGAACCAGAUGAGCAUGUGAAACGGGCAAUGAAUGAAAUCAAUGCUGCUGCUAGACUGAGGGUGGCAGCCAAUGAUAAGGCAGAAGCUGAGAAAAUUUUGCAAAUCAAACGGGCUGAGGGUGAGGCUGAGGCCAAGUAUCUCUCAGGGCUUGGCAUUGCUCGUCAGCGACAAGCAAUUGUGGAUGGUUUAAGAGAUAGUGUGCUAGGGUUCUCAGUCAACGUGCCAGGGACAACUGCAAAGGAUGUUAUGGACAUGGUGCUAGUCACACAGUAUUUUGACACAAUGAAGGAAAUCGGUGCUGCCUCUAAGUCCUCAGCUGUCUUCAUCCCCCAUGGACCUGGUGCUGUUCGUGAUGUUGCUAGUCAGAUUCGUGAUGGACUGCUUCAGGGCUCUGCACCACAAUGACUGUUACCCGUUUCCUAGCUCUACAAUGUUGUGUUGAUACAGGUUAUUUGUGCGUAUUGUGUUUGUCUGUCGAGGUUUCUUAUCGGCAAGUCUUGUUAAAUGUUGUUGUCCAUGUCAAUAAUUACUGUACAAAUUACCGUGGAUGCUAAAUGAAAAGGUACAGGAGCAUCAGACUACACGGGAACUUUGAUAUCUAUAUAUAUUGCGAGCUUUCAAAAUUAUGUUACAAAUAUGUGUUGGACGACUUA
Tripterygium wilfordii is the source of this 1463-nucleotide messenger RNA. RefSeq names its product hypersensitive-induced response protein-like protein 1. Bases 358 to 1215 code for a protein of 285 amino acids. Lineage: Eukaryota; Viridiplantae; Streptophyta; Magnoliopsida; Celastrales; Celastraceae. The record is from RefSeq and is a predicted model, not a curated record. The transcript is spliced from 6 exons.